Molecule: messenger RNA, 5328 nt
Organism: Labrus bergylta (ballan wrasse)
Lineage: Eukaryota; Metazoa; Chordata; Actinopteri; Labriformes; Labridae
Product: mitogen-activated protein kinase kinase kinase 12
Biological process (GO): JNK cascade; protein autophosphorylation
Cellular component (GO): cytoplasm
Molecular function (GO): MAP kinase kinase kinase activity; ATP binding
Source: RefSeq, a predicted model, not a curated record
UCGUGUUUACUAUAGGUGAGAUAGCCUGUAUAUGGAUUCCUGAGUGUGCGCACAUCGCAUCCUCAAGAGGAGAGUGGUAAAGAAGGUGGAGGAGGUGUAGGAAAACAAGCGAACCGAGCUGUGUCCGUGUUUGCUGCGCGCAGGUGGAGAGACGCAGAUCUUCAGGGUGGAGGAAGCUCACUGGAUGCAGAGAGAAGAACGACGAGGAAAGAGCGUGGAUGCUGAUUUCACGUUAAAACGCAGACAAGGACAGUUUUAAGGUUACGCUCAUUAGAAUUUAAAUCUUCCUAGAAAUACACCGUGGAAUACGAUUUUGCAGUCACGAACGAUGGAGGUCAGCUGUCAGCACUAAGACUCCCAGUUCUCUCAUUCCGCUGAUGCCCACAAGCCCCCAUGGCGCUGAUUCACGAACCUCGUGCCCCCUCUCCGUCUCUUUCCGGCUUCAACUCACCUCUCUCUGAUCCCCCAUCCUUCCGCGCCCUCGAUGCCGUGACACCCUGCACCCCUGAAAUGGACUUGACCCCGACCCAGUGCGUUCUUCGCAAUGUCCUAUCUAUAGACACUGGAGGGGCUGUCGAGUCUGGGGGUGGAGGAGGAGGAGGUGGAGGAGAGGGUCAGACUCCCGGACACAACCAGACGCCAGGCGAGGAACAACAGGAGCACUUUGCCAACAGCGUACUGAAGCUUCAUGAGCAUGAUGGGAGUCCUGGGAUGACGGAGGGACAGGGACAGGAUGUGGACGGCAGUGUAGUACGGAGCCAUGCGGAUGACGCCAGGUUACAGUGCCAGUCAGGAGGGGGAGGAGGGUUUCUGGAAGGGCUGUUUGGGUGUCUGCGGCCUGUCUGGACUAUGAUUGGGAAAGCUUACUCCACAGAGCACAAGCACAACCUGGAUGAGGCGUGGGAGGUCCCCUUUGAGGAGAUAUCUGACCUUCAGUGGGUGGGUAGUGGAGCUCAGGGUGCCGUCUUUCUGGGCAAACUGCACGGACAGGAAGUGGCCGUAAAGAAAGUACGAAACAUCAAAGAGACGGAUAUCAAACACCUGCGCAAGCUCAAACACCCAAACAUCAUCACCUUCAAGGGUAUUUGCACCCAGGCUCCAUGUUACUGCAUCCUCAUGGAGUACUGUGCUCAGGGUCAGCUGUAUGAGGUGCUGAGAGCGGGCAGGAAGAUCCACCCGUCCCUGCUCAUGGACUGGGCCAUGGGCAUCGCAGGGGGGAUGAACUACCUUCACCUCCACAAGAUCAUCCACAGAGACCUCAAGUCACCAAACAUGCUAAUCACGUAUGACGACUCAGUGAAGAUUUCUGAUUUCGGCACGUCCAAAGAGCUCAGUGACAAGAGCACAAAAAUGUCCUUUGCCGGUACGGUGGCCUGGAUGGCUCCUGAGGUGAUACGCAACGAACCUGUCUCAGAGAAGGUGGAUAUAUGGUCGUUCGGUGUCGUCCUGUGGGAGAUGCUGACAGGAGAGGUGCCCUAUAAGGAUGUGGACUCCUCGGCUAUCAUCUGGGGAGUGGGCAACAACAGUCUGCAGCUGCCUGUACCUGACAGCUGUCCAGACAGCUUCAAACUGCUUCUCAGGCAAUGCUGGAACUGCAAGCCAAGAAACAGGCCUUCCUUCCGACAGAUUCUCCUGCACCUGGACAUCGCCUCAGCAGACAUCCUGUGCACGCCACAAGAAACAUACUUCCAGUCUCAGGUGGAGUGGAGAGAUGAGGUGAGGCAUCACUUUGAGCAAAUCAAGUCCGAGGGGACGUGUAUUCACAGGCUGGAUGAGGAGCUGAUCAAACGACGCCGAGAAGAACUAAGACAUGCACUCGACAUCCGGGAGCACUACGAGAGGAAACUGGAGAGAGCCAACAACCUCUACAUGGAGCUCAACGCCAUCAUGCUGCAGCUUGAGAACAAAGAGAAAGAACUGCUCAAGAGGGAGCAUUCACUGGACAAGAAGUACCCGGGCUGCUUCAAGCACCCCAGCUCCAGACAGUCCGCCUCCACUAACUCCAUGGAGAAACUCAUGAAGAAACGCAACGUACCUCAGAAACUGCCCUCACACAGCAAGAGGCCAGACCUACUAAAGUCUGAGGUCAUCCUCCCCAAACUGGACUCUUCCAUGACCCAGGUCACAAUUCCUAACAAAGGCUCUACCUCCCCUGGCCGGUCACGCAGAGGAAAACCCCGCUACAGGAAGGCUGGAAAAGGCAGCAGCGGGGACUUGGCUCAGCUGAAGGCCACUCUCUCUUCUUCAUUAGCAAUGGUCAACGCCACCACCUCCGUUCCCAGCAGCAAACAGCACUUAGACCCCAGUGCAGCUCUCAGAGGCCUGCAGCACGACCUGUUGCUCAAAAAGAUGUACUCCUCGAGCCCGGAUCUCAUUUCAACCACUUUGGAGGCUGAAGGCCGGAGGAAGGGGCAGCUCAGGCCGGGGCUGGACAGAGCGGGCAGUCAGAGCGCCUCAGCCGGGUUGGGGGAAAGUAGGACUGAAGGUGCAGAGGAAGGGCCGGAUGUGGGUGCAGGGACUGAUGACCUCGCAGAUACACCUCCACGCAGUGACACGCCCAGCGAAGAUGCAGCUUCUAUCCCGUUCUCCAGCAGCCCUGAUUCUCCAUGCGGCAGGGGGGCAGCUGCAGGGAGGGCACCCACGCACGGGAACCCCCGUGUGUCCCACGAUGGGGAAGAGAAGGAGGAGGGGACAGUGAUCACACGUUCACCCAGAAGUCAACGCCUCACUCCUGCAGCGCUGCUCUACAGGGCAGCAGUCACACGCAGUCAGAGACGUGGACUGUCCUCAGAGGAGGAAGAAGGAGAGGUGGACAGUGAAGUUGAAUUGCCAAGGAGACGACGUCCUGUGAGCAUGUCCAAAUGCCAGUCCUUGUCCACCUUCAGCUCAGAGAACUUGUCUGUGUCUGAUGGCGAGGAGGGAAACACCACAGACCACUCCCACAGCGGCACACCAGACGUUGUCAGCACCAACACCGACGAGCGACUGGACGACAAGAGCGAUGACCUAUUGUCUCAGGGCUCCGAGAUUCCCGCCGACCCGUCUGACCCGACCCAGCUGGGCUCUGACGGGAUGUCUGAGAAGGAGGCCAUUCUGCGUCAAGUCAAAACCCAGCUCGCUAUUAACGACCAUAAUUACGAGGGCCUCUAUGACGACUCAGACUGUGACAGUGCAGAGCUGGACCAUUCAGGCAGCGCAGAACCAAGCCAACCUCCAACCAACUGGUGAAAACCAGGCACCUCAGCCCCUUCAAACGAGGGCAGAUCCAGCCUGUGAAUGCCUCUUUUGCUUCUUUUUUUUUGGACCGUAUAAUCCAUGGAGUCAUGAUCAAGGACAUUGCACAGAGGCAGGAAAUGAAAGCCUGCUUCCUUCACCACAGGGAAGAACAAAAAUAAAUCUUGUCAAAUUCAUGAUAUCCUCAGAAAUAAAUAAGAAAGCAACAAAAGAAUAUCCUAUUCCCUUUAGGAUAAUUGCAUCACGAUAAUGGCAAACUGAAUUGGGGAACAAGCUCAGUUGAUGGAUCUUGAUAGCAACUGGCCUGAGAUCAUUUUGCAAGAACUCUUCAAAUGACUCCUCAGUGACAGAGGCCGUCUCUAACCGUCCUCUGUGUCCGUUUGUGUUUUUAUCUCCGUUAUCAAAAUGUGUCAUUUUCAUUCUCAGCAAUGCAUCAGAUGUGAUUCUAAAAUCUUUUCAGGGCAUUUAUUUAUUCUUGUUGUUUUGUCGACAUUACUGACAUAGCCUGUGAUGUUGCUGCUUGCACUUAAUUUAUGAAACGUACUGAUUUUCUCCUGAUCAUUGUCAUACUAAAUUUACUUUUAAAAGAGUAUGCACUGAUUAAUCUAGUUUUUUUUUUUUUUACAGUGAAAUCAAUGAUAUUGUUUACAUUCUUAAUUUGUGAUGUUUACAUUUUUUUAUUUAUAUUUGUAACAUGGAUUAUGUUCCCACUUUCUACUCCUGUGUUCAAAUGUAAAUAUGUGAUGUUGUAAAAUGAACAAAUUUUUAAAAUGUGAGAUUGUAUAAUUUAAAGGUGCUGACGUUUCUAAUUAGGUGGCGCUACUCUGUUUUAAACCUCAAAUAGCUUAUUGAUGAUAGAAUGUACUCUAGCUGCUGUUCAUGUCCAAGCAUCGAAACACAGAUAAAAGACGAACAAAGAAAAAAAAAAAAAAAAGCAAUACGUCUGCUCUGUUAGAGAAUGUGGUGUCCUGUAAACAAAGCAAGAGAACAACAGCUGGGUUCUGUUGGGACAUACAGGUUUGUAAAAACAACAAAACAGUAUUGCAGUGUUUAUCAGUUUGAAAGCCCCUUUCUAAAGAUAUGGGGGUUUACAGCUCAUCAGAGUAUUAGACUCAUCAAAAUCAAAUAUAGAAUCAUCCAUAGAAUAAAAAGAAGCAGAAACACUUUUCUGCUAGAUAUUUUAAGAUUCUGGUUUAGAAAAGUGAACGACGGAGACACAAAACAGCAGCAUAAACAUUAGGAUAAGGAAACGUAAAAGGUUUUCUGCUCUCGCCACUGAGUCAGACUGGUGGCCAUAUGAUGUUUGCCAUGUGCUAAACCACAACUUAGAAAUGUUUAGGACAUUUUGGGAAACUUUAAAAGUGUGGCACAUAUCCUUUGUUUUACGUAUCUGUUACUACGUAAAACACUAAGCAAACAAGCGUUUCUGUGGAUGAGGUCCUUCAAGAGGACAGAAAUUACUUUUAAUCACUGUGGGUUUAAAUGACUAACAUUUGGGACCCCCAAUUUUUAAGUUUAAUUACCAACUCCUAAAAUCUGUGUACACCUACACACGAAGCCUGUGUGAUCACUUCACAGUAAGGUCAGUCUGUCAUGAUGUUACCAGCUGGAACUACAGCAAAACUGACGGUCAUUUUCCAGCAGUGUGUAAGGGCUCUUACAAAGCUGUUUUAAUGUUCUUGUGUCACUUUAUAAGACUUCUAUUAUGCACAUGUUCCAAGGUUUCUUGACUGUACUGCAGCUAAUUAGUUUGUGUUCUACUCCUUGACCAAUCAGGUCCUACUCAAUAAGCUAAAAAUGGCAGCUUCUAUUUUUUUUAUCUGGUGUUAAACAUUGAAUAUGUAAAUCAUUUCAAACUGAUUGUGGCCCCAAGAUGUAAAGCUGAAACAUCCUCCUGAAGGAUGAGAUGUUGCCAAAAAGCAAAACUACUGCCCUCUAGUGUCUACAUUGAGGAGGUACAUGUGUUUCCCCCUGAUGAUGAUGCCGAUUGAAAAACCCUGUAUAGACUCACGUUUGCUUUUUAUACUGCAUUAUUGUAACUGUACAGUAAAUAUAUUUAAGAAACAGUUUAAAUAAAAUACAACCUGUGAAAUA